Messenger RNA from Hyaloscypha bicolor E, 2463 nucleotides. RefSeq lists its product as uncharacterized. Lineage: Eukaryota; Fungi; Ascomycota; Leotiomycetes; Helotiales; Hyaloscyphaceae. The transcript has 4 exons. The record is from RefSeq and is a predicted model, not a curated record. Bases 179 to 2350 code for a protein of 723 amino acids.
CAUCGAAAUCAGAGACAGUCAGGGGCCUCAGAUCGAGGGGCAGUCACGGGCGAUAAGUAAUUCCUUAUCGCCUGAGGCGCUAAAUAAAUUUUUAGGCUUUUUCCUCCGCCAUUUCAUUUUCGAGAUCAACUUCAACUUCGCCUCGACCAAUGCAUUGUGACCAGCACCCCUAUUGAAGAUGGAGGAACCAGCAAACUUCAUACCCCUUGGCUUGGGCCGAGGCAGCGAACGAAGAGCCUCCACUUCUACCUCUGCAAAAGACCGUCCCACUUCGAUUUCUGCCCGUCCUUCGAUCCUCGAUGGACCGAAGAUUAUUGGGGCUACACCUGCGGAGAGGAAGGUAAUUGCGAGAGAAUACCGACUUGCGGCCAGGAGAGUGAAGAAGAAAGCCAAAGCUGAUGCGAAGAGAGCACGGAAGGAAAAUGCGAUCCUCCAUCGACGACUGACCCGGAACAACGAGAAGUACACCAAGAACAAGGAGCGCAACAAGGAGCGAGACAUCAUGCUGGAGCGCCAGAAAAUCCGCUUCGAAGCCGUGCGCCAGGCUGAACGAUUAGCCGCCAUCCACGAUCCUACCGGCAAGAUGUUCAACGUUGGUGAGGUUAUCAUCAUGCCUGACGGACAAGUGAAGUCGAAAGAGGCGAUCGAACGAGCUGCGGAAGCAAAGAAACAGAAGGAGAUGGAUGCCCUUGCUGAGAAGGCAGAGAAUAUACGCAUCGCUGAGGAGAAGGCGAAUUACAAGAAGGAAAAGCUUGCGGCGAAGAGAGAGGGACGAGAACCACCUCCGCGACCCGAUUAUGCUCCUAAACUUGCCCUUCAGAGUGCGGCAUCGGUCUAUGGUAACGGCGGUCAGCCAGCAUACGGUGGUCAGCAGAUGCGUAGUAAUCAGCAAACGGGCACAAACGCGAAGCGCAAGAUCAGCAAAAAGCAGCAGCAACGGCUAGAAAUGCUCAAGCCGAAACCAGUCCCGCCGAAACCAGUUAUUCCAGAGGGCAUUGCUCUUCCGGAGGGUGAGGAGAACCUUCUUGAAUUAUGGGAUAUCACGGAUGAGGAGAUUGCUAAACGAUUGAGGUCUAAGAAGAAGGAGAAGAUCAUAGCAGGGAAGACCCUUAGAAAGAUCCAGAAAGAGCAGAAGAAAUUCAACCGUGCUAUGAAGGUCCGGAAGAAGCAGGCUGCCAACGCUGGUGUGAUUUGGGAUCCAGAGAAGGCGAAGAAGGAGAUCCUGGGCGAGAUGGAGAAGGCAGAUUGGGGCGACGAGGAUUCUUCUGACUCUGAAUCCGAGUUUGAAUCCGAUGAUGAUCUUGAGGCUGAAGCCAAUGGUAAGAAUGCAGGCGAGGAAAAAGAGAAGCCCAAGAAGAAAAAGAAGAAGGGGAUGCCGAAAGUCAAUCGUCCGAGACUCGAUCUUGAGCUUCUGGAGCAAUCAGCCAAGAUCAAGCAGGCGCUCGAGGACAAGAAACGCAAUGCGAGAUUGAAGCGACGAGCUGAGCGCAGAGAGAAGGCUGCUCAGGAGAAGGCUAAGAGGGAGGCAGAGGCAGAGGCGGCUAGGAUUGAGGCUGAGAAGGCAGAGCAAGCCGAGCAAGCAUCUGCUAGUGAGGAGAAGGCUACCAAGGAAAAGUCGUCUAAAAAGCGGAAGCGAUCUUCAGAAGAGGAACCCGAGCAAAAAGGUAAGAAGACUAAAACAGACGAUCUUGACUCCGAAGAGGAAGCCAAGAGAAAGGAGAAGAAGAGGAAGCGGAAAGAGGAGAAGAGAAAGCAGAAGGAGAACGUGGAGAAAAAAAAGGAGAAGGAGCGGCAAGCUGAAAAAGAGCUGCAAGCAAAAUACCUCGCCAGCACAGCGGAAGUCAGAUCUAAGGUCGAGAGUAAAGACGACAGGCUCGACAGGGAGAUUGCCGAGCGGGAGGCAAGACUGAGGGCCGAGAAUCAGGAGGCCGAGGAAUCGGAAGAACCUCAGUAUACGAAGGUUAGCCAGAACUGGAACCCGGAUGCGUUGAUGGGUGAUAAGGAGAGGAGGGAAAAGUUCAUGAAACUGCUUGGGGCGAAGAAAGCGAAGAAGGGGCCUAAAAAGACACCCAAUGAGAAGGUCGAGACGGAAAAGGAGAAAGCUGCUAGAGAGAAGAAGGAGAAGUUGGCGGUAAAGGUUACUCAGCCAAACGUUGUUGAGAGAAAGGAGAAGAAGGCGGCGAGGAGAGCUGCGAGGAAGGCAGAAGAGCAGGCUGCUGCUGAAGCCGCUGCGGCUGCCGCCAAGGCUGAGCAGAUUGCUAGGAUGCAGAGCGAUCUCGAGAACCAGUACGAAGCAGGCAUGAAGUUAAAGCAUGACGGUGGAAGCAAGAGACGCGGGUUGGGCGCUUGAUUGAGCAUUAAAGGUCCUACUUUUGUGUCGAGAGGAUAUUGUGGUUUGAUUCCCCAUUUGCAUUGCAAGAUUUUCGCCCUUUGUCACGGAGUAUGGAGUCCUCCUUUACAUGA